Molecule: messenger RNA, 1269 nt
Organism: Adineta steineri
Lineage: Eukaryota; Metazoa; Rotifera; Eurotatoria; Adinetida; Adinetidae
Source: the annotation of a GenBank genome assembly
AUGUACGUUUAUUUAGGUGUACCUAAUUCAAUGUAUUCAUUAUCAUCGCCAUCUUCAUUUCAAUCACUUUAUGCACAACAUUGGCGACCACCUAUGUUUCCAUUUGUAUUUCCACCUGGAUAUCCGUUUUCUCCAGCUGUUCUCUCACAUGGUUCACCAUCAACACAUACACCUAGUGGACAUUCAUCAUCAAUUGCAUCCCAUAGUAAUAGCCCACUAGGACAAAAACGAUCAACAACACAUAGAUCUAUGGAUAUUAGUCCUCAACAACAGCAACAUCAUAAACUUUCAAUGUCUCAUGAUGAAAAGAAACCUAAAAAACCUCAUAUAAAAAAACCAUUGAAUGCUUUUAUGUUAUUUAUGAAAGAACAACGAGCACAAGUUGUACAAGAAUGUACAUUACGUGAAAGUGCAGCAAUAAAUCAAAUUCUUGGUCGAAAAUGGCAUGAACUUGAUCGUAAUGUUCAACAGAAAUAUUAUGAUAUGGCACGAGAUGAACGUAUGAAACAUAUGCAAUUGUAUCCUGGAUGGUCAGCUCGAGAUAAUUAUGGUGCAAGAAAGAAACGUGGAAGUAAAGGAAAAAAACGAGAAAAAAGUCAAGGUGAAAAUGGCGAAUGCCUUAAUCAGAAAAAAUGUCGAGCAAGAUUUGGACUUGAUCAACAAUCGAAUUGGUGUAAACAUUGCAAACGAAAGAAAAAAUGUCUUCGAUAUACAGAAGAUGAAACAGCAUGUGCAGGACCAAAUUCAGUUGGUGGUGAUCCAUGGAGUGAAGAAGAUGAUACGGAUAAUAUUGAUGGUUCAGAUGAUGGUAUUGAACAUUGUGAUAUACCAAUGAUUGAACAUUCAGAAGAAGGAAAUAUACAUAAUACAAAUGGAGAUAAUCAUUCACCUCAUCGUGGUGGUAUUUCAAUUGAUUCAGAUGAAGAAAAUAAAUCACGUAUAUUAAUGCAUCAACAACCACCGAGUUCCAAUGGUAGUGGUUCAUCAUCAACAAACGGAACUGUACCAAUGGCAAUGAUGACAGCAGCAGCAGCAGCAGCAGCGGCAGGAAUGACAACAACAACUUCUUCAAGAAAAGACUCAUCAUCAUCAUCUUCAUCACCACAAGCUUCUUUCCUUCAAUUUUCUCAUCAACGAUAUCCAAUAGCAGCACCACCUCAUUUUCCAUCUCAACAUAAUCAUCAUCACCAUCAUCAUCAUCCUUAUUUUGAUCCAUUUUUACAACCAACAUCGAUGCCUCUUCUAAAUGGACUUAAACGAGAGACAUAA